Molecule: messenger RNA, 2071 nt
Organism: Bactrocera dorsalis (oriental fruit fly)
Lineage: Eukaryota; Metazoa; Arthropoda; Insecta; Diptera; Tephritidae
Exons: 5
Coding region: 585-1556 (323 amino acids)
Source: RefSeq, a predicted model, not a curated record
GGCUCAUACUACGAUAUAUGCUAUUGAAUUUUGGAAAUCAAGUAGAGAUUACUGACAUUCAUCUCUCCGAGGUUCCAGAGGGUUACUUCGAGAUUCCACAAUACUAUAGGUUUGUUUACAAAGAGAAACCACGGGGGCACUAGGCCAGCACUAACUUCACUCAGCAGCGAAUAAAUAAAGCGCUGAAGCUUACCUACGCCAACUUUCAGUUUUUAUAUACUUGUAUGUGUGUAUACAUGUACUUAGUUAUUGCAGAAGACUUGGCUUAGAGCAAAGUGAAGUUUUAUCUAAUUUAACGAGAAUUCGAAGCACGCAAUUCUGCACGAAGCAAAUGGACGAUGCAUAUGGCAGAUUUAGAGAUCAGAAUAAUGGUACGUUAUAUAAACAACAAACAUUUUUAGAACAGUUUCAAAGACAGAACGGCGGUAGACUAUGCAAAUUCGGAGCUUUGAAUGGAAGUAAUUUAACGAAAAAAGUGGUUAUUAUAAACAAAUAUAUACGGUGCGGUAGAAAAGAGUUGACAUUUUUUUAGGUCUAUAUGUAUUGUUUAUGAGACCACAAUUUGUGAAGAACGUUUUAUUAAAAUGUCACCGAAAUCCAUAUACUAUGGACUUUUGCUGAUUUUUGUGUUCAUUUUAGCGGUGAAUGCCGCUUGUGUUUGCCAAGAGAAAGGCGUCGAUUACUGUGCCAAGUGCAAGGAACCCACAUUCGUGCGGCCUAAACCACGUCAUGGCUGUCUCAAUCCAGAGUUGGAUCUCACACCCAUCGGCAACAGCUGUUCCUGCGACAAGCUAUUCGUUGAACCGGCUGCAUUGCCCAAGCCAUGCAGUAAUAAAAAGCCAGCACCGAAAAAUUCAGUAUGUAAAUGCUCAGCGCCGUCGCCAAGCUCUAGUUACUAUCCACCAACACCAACAGUUUAUGAAACACCGCAAACAGGUGACUAUUACAAGCCAGCACCACUGCCAUCAACACCAUCAUUAUCGUACAAAUCGUCAUCAUGCGGUUGCUCGUCGGCGUCGACAAUUCCUGCAUAUCCUCUACCAGAUGCAACUUAUGCGCAACCACAAGACAGCACAGUACCAGCCGAUCCGAUAAGCAUAAGUCUGGCUUUGCAGGCUAAUAAAGCGAUAGCGGUGCCUGAAGCCAAGCUAGCCUAUGGUUUUGCGAAGAAGCCGAUUGAUAGCAUGAAGAAAAUCACCUUCUCCAAUGUACCAGAGGAAAAUCUCUUCAAACUGAACAAUAAUGUUAUUACAUUCAAAAAACCGAAGCUUACACCGGCUCCAUUGUCUGAAGAGGAGGAAGUCGAAGAAGAAGAAUUAGUGGACACGGCAGAUACCCCUGCACAACUUACGUACCAGCAAUUGGGUUAUGUGCCGGAACAUUUUAAGAAUCCGAAAUUUCGGAAAGUCAGUACAGCUUAUAGUGACGAUUACUAUUCACAUGAAGCCGGUUACCCGUUACCGUAUAAAGUGAAGGUGGAUUGUGGUUUUAAACCCGGACGCAUGGCGGCGUACUUCAAACGAAAGCCACAAAAUGAGCCGGCAGCUUAUUACUAGUGGUUAUCAAAUUGCAAAGAUAAGAACUUGCUAAUUUAUUUUCUUUAAAUGUAUAGUAGUUGCAUGUAUUUUUUUCAUAAAACCCCUUCGUUAGACUAAGUUCGUUAAGGCAUUUUUUAUAAAUAAAAUAUUAAAAAUAUAUAAAGUAAAAUUCCUCGUUACGGACAGUUCUCUGGACAUUUCCCAUAACUGAACAAAUUUCAUCAAAAGAACGUUUUCAUUAUUAUUUUCAUAUGUACAAAAACAAUUAGUAUAAGCGGUCAUACGUUUUAAUGACCGGACACGGACACUAUUUUAUUAUUAUUUCGUUCAGAUUAUGUCUGAUAAACGGACAAGAUUUCAUAAAAUGUGUCAAAAAUCGUGUACAAUUUAUAGUCCCGGCUGUACAUUUAAACAAUCCUUUUGGUCACGACCUCAUUUAUGAACAGCUCCCCUAUGGACAAAAACACUGGGACGGUGGGUGUCCGGUGAUGAGGAAUUUCACUGUAAUUGUUUAUUGUCCUUUUAUUGUGUAA